Molecule: messenger RNA, 2168 nt
Organism: Pangasianodon hypophthalmus (striped catfish)
Lineage: Eukaryota; Metazoa; Chordata; Actinopteri; Siluriformes; Pangasiidae
Product: adhesion G protein-coupled receptor E3-like
Exons: 8
Coding region: 47-1309 (420 amino acids)
Biological process (GO): adenylate cyclase-activating G protein-coupled receptor signaling pathway; cell surface receptor signaling pathway
Cellular component (GO): membrane
Molecular function (GO): G protein-coupled receptor activity
Source: RefSeq, a predicted model, not a curated record
UAAUGUUUUGAGUGAAAUUCCUCAAAUUAGUACUAGAAACACUUCUAUGGAUAUUGAUCUUGUUGAAAUUUCAAAGAACAACAAAGGAUCAGCUGCUGUGGCCUUCAUGAGUUACACCAACAUGACAAACAUCCUAAAACCUACCCUCUUUAAGACAAUUACAAGCACAAAUAAAACCAUGAUGUCUACUGUGGUGUCAGCUUCACUUCCCAAAACCGCCAACACCAACCUCACCAAACCAGUCAAAAUCACCUUCAAACAUAUUAAUGAGUUAGACCCUGAAGGCAUUCUCUCCUGUGUGCACUGGAAGACAGACACAUGGCUUGAAGAAGGUUGUAGCAUCGUACAGACUAACAGCACUCACACUGUGUGCUCUUGUGAUCACCUGUCUACCUUUGCUCUCAUCAUGCAGACUGACCCAUGCAGGAGUGACCGCCUCAUGAACGCCCUCUUUGCAGUGGCUAUAAUAGUGGGACUUGUAUUCCUGAGCUUGUCUAUACUGACAUUCACCUUUUAUUCUCGGAACCCUGUGACCAACGCAGCUCUGAUAAACCUGUGCAUAAACCUUCUGCUGUUUCACCUUCUCAGCCUGAUCAAAACUCUUUUCCUGGCCCAUAUACACCCCCUGCAACUGCGUGCAGCACUGGCUGGAGUGCAGUGGUUUUUUUUAAUGUCUGUUUUCGUGUGGAUGUUCAUUGAAGCUGUGCUGCUCUACAUCUUUGUGAAGAACCUGUCAGAGAUCAGAUCAAACCCAGGGGAGGUGCUUAGCUGGAAAUGGUUAAUUGUGAUUGGAUACCUUAUUCCACUGGGAGUACUGGGCAUGUCUGGUGUACGCUUUCCUAAGGGUUACAUCGAUGAAGAAUGCUGGCUAAAUGAGGAUGAAAGCUUGAUCUUUAUUUUUGCAGGUCCUCUUCUUUUCACUGUUACAUUAAACCUGGUCCCCUACCUCAUCAUCAUCAUUAUCAUAAUCUUCACUCUUAAACACCUGAAGAAUGAAGUCUUACAAAUAAGUAAUAAUUUUCAGAAGAAUCUGAUAAUAUGCGUGAUGCUCAGAAGCCUGACCCAGUUUAUCAUUCUCGUUUGCUACUGGAUACUCCUGUACAUCCCCAGCAAGAACGGAGUUUUAUAUCACGCCUUCCAGUUGCUCAACUCCCAGCAGGGCACCUUCAUCUUCCUCAUCCACUGUCUCUCCAACCAAGAGGUCAGGCAGAAGUACAGAAAAGUUCUGUGUGCUUUCUCUCUCUCCAACAAUCCAGCAGCAACCUCCAGGAGUGUCAGGGCACAACCUGAAGAUUCCCAGGACAACUAAUAAAAGGUUAUGUCGAUAUACCGUAAUAAAAUAACCUGGGCAGUGAGCAAAGAUGCUACAGUUGUGUUGUUAGUAAAUGGGAUAUUUUAUUAAACAUGAUUCUUAAGUAAAGAAUGAAAUACUCAGAGUUGUAGUGAAAUACUGAGUGAAGGGGUGGUGUGAAGAAGUGGAGUUACUGUUACCAUGCCGAAGCGGAUUAUUUUCCUAUAACAGCAUGUCCCCAAAUGAUUUAUUACUCUUAUACCAAAGCAAUUGACCUGUAAUUGUAUUAUGAAUUAAUAACACAUUAUACCUUUUUUCCCACUUAUAGUUAAUGCUGUGACUAUAAGGAAACUCCACAAAACAUGUUAGUUCAGGGUCCUUAGCCUUUUAGGCAAAUGACCAGAGAUAAUAGACAUCAUGAAUUUUCUUAAACAACAUUUUGUUCCAAUGUAUACAAGCUAUAUAAGCUAUAUAUAAAACUCAAUUUUGGCAAAAAAACAAUUAGAUGCAGGCUCAAAGUAAAACAGCUGAAACCCAUAGAAUGAGUAGUGCAUUUUAUUUUAUUUUAUUUUUACUGCCUUUGCAUUAUCUCUCUUGGGUAUUUUAGGUAAAGAGAUAUUUUACUUGUUGGUUUACCUUUUCAAAGAGUCUAUUUUUUUGCUUUUUGUAGUACAAGGCCUAUACCAUCUUUAUAUGUCAUAUUAUAGUCAUAUAGUCAUACUGUAUACGUACGCUGUAUUUCUUUUAAGAAUGUUUUAGGGGAUAAUCAAAAUGUCACCUAGCCCAUCUAUUUGAAGUUAGAUGUUUCUUGCAGUUUAAUGUUUGAAGAAUUAUACAUCAUAAAAAUGGAAAACUAUUAAAUGCUAACUUGUCUACA